AUGGCUACCACGGGUCCCGCCGUCGGUAUCGACCUGGGUACCACGUACUCUUGCGUGGGUAUCUUCCGUGAGGACAGAUGCGACAUCAUUGCCAACGACCAGGGCAACCGAACGACGCCCUCGUUCGUUGCCUUCACUGACACGGAGCGCCUGAUUGGUGAUGCCGCCAAGAACCAGGUGGCCAUGAACCCUCACAACACUGUCUUUGACGCCAAGCGAUUGAUUGGCCGCAAGUUCAGUGAUGCCGAGGUCCAAGCCGACAUGAAGCACUUCCCCUUCAAGAUCAUCGACAAGGGUGGCAAGCCCAUAAUCGAGGUCGAGUUCAAGGGCGAGCAGAAGACGUUCACUCCCGAGGAGAUCUCCUCCAUGGUCCUCACCAAGAUGCGUGAGACUGCCGAGAGCUACCUCGGCUGCCAAGUGACCAACGCUGUCGUCACCGUUCCUGCCUACUUCAACGACAGCCAGCGUCAGGCCACCAAGGACGCCGGUCUCAUUGCCGGUCUCAACGUCCUCCGAAUCAUCAACGAGCCUACCGCUGCCGCCAUUGCCUAUGGUCUCGACAAGAAGGUCGAGGGCGAGCGCAACGUCCUCAUUUUCGAUCUCGGUGGUGGUACCUUUGAUGUCUCUCUCCUUACCAUCGAGGAGGGCAUCUUCGAGGUCAAGUCGACUGCUGGUGACACUCACUUGGGCGGUGAGGACUUCGACAACCGCCUGGUGAACCACUUCGUCAAUGAGUUCAAGCGCAAGCACAAGAAGGACCUGUCUACCAACAGCCGUGCCCUGCGACGUCUCCGAACCGCUUGCGAGCGCGCCAAGCGUACUCUGUCUUCCUCUGCCCAGACGUCGAUCGAAAUCGACUCUCUGUUUGAGGGCAUCGAUUUCUACACCUCCAUCACCCGCGCUCGUUUCGAGGAGCUCUGCCAGGAUCUGUUCCGCUCCACCAUCCAGCCUGUCGACCGCGUCCUGACCGACGCCAAGGUGGACAAGAGCCAGGUUCACGAGAUCGUCCUUGUCGGUGGCUCCACUCGUAUCCCCCGAGUGCAGAAGCUCAUCACCGACUACUUCAACGGCAAGGAGCCCAACAAGUCAAUCAACCCUGACGAGGCUGUUGCCUACGGUGCCGCCGUCCAGGCUGCUAUUCUCUCUGGCGACACCUCGUCCAAGUCGACCAACGAGAUCCUGCUUCUCGACGUCGCUCCUCUCUCCAUUGGUAUCGAGACUGCUGGCGGCAUGAUGACCAAGCUCAUCCCCCGCAACACCACCAUCCCCACGAAGAAGUCCGAGGUCUUCUCCACCUUCUCCGACAACCAGCCUGGUGUGCUCAUUCAGGUCUACGAGGGUGAGCGCCAGCGCACCAAGGACAACAACCUGCUCGGCAAGUUUGAGCUCACGGGCAUCCCUCCUGCUCCUCGUGGUGUGCCUCAGAUCGAGGUCACCUUUGACGUCGACGCCAACGGUAUUAUCAAUGUCUCUGCUGUCGAGAAGGGCACUGGCAAGUCCAACAAGAUUGUCAUUACCAACGACAAGGGCCGCCUGUCCAAAGAGGACAUUGAGCGCAUGCUGGCUGAUGCCGAGAAGUACAAGGACGAGGACGAGGCUGAGGGCCGCCGUGUUGCCGCCAAGAACGGUCUUGAGUCGUACGCCUACUCGCUCCGCAACACCUUGUCUGACCCUAAGGUCGACGAGAAGAUUGAGGCCGCCGACAAGGAGACGCUCAAGAAGGAGAUUGACAGGGUUGUUGCCUGGCUCGACGACAGCCAGCAGGCUACCCGUGAGGAGUACGAGGAGCACCAGAAGGAGCUCGAGGCCAUUGCCAACCCCAUCAUGAUGAAGUUCUACGGAGCUGAGGGUGGUGCCGGUGGCAUGCCUGGCAUGCCCGGUGGUGCUCCAGGCGGCUUCCCUGGCGCUGGCGGUGCUGCCGGUGGCGCUGGUGGCGACGACGGCCCGACCGUUGAGGAGGUUGACUAA
Messenger RNA from Drechmeria coniospora, 1968 nucleotides. RefSeq names its product heat shock protein 70-2. Gene Ontology annotation, biological process: protein refolding; vesicle-mediated transport; cellular response to unfolded protein. Bases 1 to 1968 code for a protein of 655 amino acids. Gene Ontology annotation, cellular component: plasma membrane; nucleus; cytoplasm. NCBI's taxonomy places the organism in Eukaryota, Fungi, Ascomycota, Sordariomycetes, Hypocreales, Ophiocordycipitaceae. The transcript has a single exon. Gene Ontology annotation, molecular function: misfolded protein binding; ATP binding; ATP hydrolysis activity. The record is from RefSeq and is a predicted model, not a curated record.